Molecule: messenger RNA, 1918 nt
Organism: Ipomoea nil (Japanese morning glory)
Lineage: Eukaryota; Viridiplantae; Streptophyta; Magnoliopsida; Solanales; Convolvulaceae
Exons: 17
Coding region: 83-1654 (523 amino acids)
Biological process (GO): proteasome assembly
Cellular component (GO): cytosol
Source: RefSeq, a predicted model, not a curated record
GUAAUCUUCUAGUCUCGUAGUCGUAUGAUUCGUAUCUCACCAAGUCGCAGUGGCAUUAUCGUGAUUCUUUCUCAAAACCGCCAUGGAAGAAGAAUACUCCGUUGAUGCAGCUCAGCUACUCCAAGCUGCAACUGAUUUCGCUUAUGAUCCCAGCCCUCAAUCUGAUGUUUCAGCUCAAGAAUUCCUCGACCGCUUCCCUCUGCCCGCCGUUAUCAAUGCUUUACAAGCGAAAUCGGAUUAUCCGGGUCUGGAGGACGCGUUGUGUGAUUGUUUAGACAAGGUUUUCAGAACUAAAUAUGGAGCAUCUUUGAUCCCACAUUUCAUGCCUUUCGUUGUUGUUGGCCUGGGUGCACCAUCUCAGAAUGUCAGGCGUUUGGCUUGUACAACAGUGUCUUCCCUUUUGGAUAAUACUGAUGAAACUACUGCUGUAUAUCUCAUUCUCCAGAAUGGUGUAUAUCCUUUAUUGCUCAGUUGCCUGAUUGAUGGGGAUGAACAAGUUGCAGCAGCAGCGAUUGCUGCAAUUAAGAAUUUGGCUGGCUUUACAAAAGGCUUAGAUAUCAUAUUUCCCGCAAGCAGCAGUGAACAGACACAUCUUGGAGACUUGGCUGCAAAAUGUUCUUCACUGGGACGAGUUCGAGUUUUAGCAUUGAUUGUGAAGUUAUUUUCUAUUUCUACCACCGUGGCAUCAAAAGUCUACAAUGCCAAUCUUCUUAGCUUGUUGGAGAAAGAAGUUGGCAAUGCUAAUGAUACACUUGUAACAUUGAGCGCAUUAGAACUUUUAUACGAGUUGGUUGAAGCUCAGCAUAGCAUGGAAUUCUUGUCAAGAACUACACUUCUUUAUCUACUUAGUUCAAUAAUUAGCAAUGCAUCUGCUGACUCAAUCUUGAGAUCUAGAGCAAUGCUGAUAACUGGAAGGGUGUUGUCCAACGACAAUGCAUUUCUGUUUAUUGAUGAACCUAGUUAUAGAAAUGUCAUUUCAGCUAUUGAUAGGAGGUUUGCUUUUCUGGGAAGUCAAGAUGCAGACGAAUUUGAAUGUGCACUUGAAGCAUUUGGUCAAAUUGGUUUGUGCAAGAAAGGAGCUGCUGCGCUACUAUCGAGUUCACCUGCUCCUGUUAGGCAUGUUAUCAGUGCUGCUUUUGAUUGCCAACAUCAUGGUAAACGACUGGCUGCACUGCAUGCUCUUGGAAACAUUGUUGGAGAAACUCGUUCUGGAAAUGACGUGUUACUGGAUGGUGAUGCAGAAGAGUCAUUACGACGUUUGAUCUAUGACACAUCAUCAAAGUCUCCUAAACUGACACCUUCUGGCCUCCUCCUAUCGGUUCUUCAACAGGAUUCAGAAAUUCGUCUUGCUGGGUAUCGAGUGAUCACAGGAUUGGUGGCUCGACCUUGGUGCCUGAUAGAGAUUAUAUCUAGACAAGAAAUUGUAGAUAUUGUUACCAACAAAUAUACUGAAACAGAAAAGAUAGGUAUGGAAGCUCGGCACAAGUGUUGUGAGGCAGUAUACGAGUCUUUCACCUCAUCCAGCAAACUAAUGAGUGACCCUGCACGUUCUGGUCUAGCUACAAAGCUGGAGGAAGCUAUUAGAAGUGGUCCUUACCUGGGAAGAAAGCAUGCUGAAGCUCAGCCUGUUGUGAUGACAGAGCAGAGGUUUUAGGGUCUUCUACAGAGUGUUCAUGUAACAGGUUAAGAGUACCUACCAUGUUAAGCAUUCCAUUUUGAAUUGAUUCUAGUGAGUGUGAGAUCACAUCUCAUUAUUCUCAGUUUAUACUGUAGGAUGGAUAACAAGAUCAAAUUUUUUCAGGAUAUCACUACGAGUAGUUACUCUUUAUACUCUCUUCAUUAGGACAACACCUCUAAUUUGCGGCUCACGCCCAAAACUUUUCAUUUUUAUAAUUACAACGUUCAAUGAUUUAUUAAA